Molecule: messenger RNA, 1935 nt
Organism: Harpia harpyja (harpy eagle)
Lineage: Eukaryota; Metazoa; Chordata; Aves; Accipitriformes; Accipitridae
Product: maestro heat-like repeat-containing protein family member 2B
Exons: 15
Coding region: 100-1935 (611 amino acids)
Cellular component (GO): cytoplasm
Source: RefSeq, a predicted model, not a curated record
GAGUUGAGCAAGCUGAGGCCGCCUCUGAGCGGGAAGGAAAAUCGCAACCUGCUGGCAGUGUGCUGCCAGAGUGUUUUGUCCCAUCCUUCCGAGGAGCGGAUGAAAAAGGGAAGGAAGAGUGUGAGGGCAGCUGUGAACAUGGAGCUUCUGCACAGGAGAGGCAUGGAAGAUCUGGGCCACCUCAUAGAAACCCUUCUGGAGGCUGAGGCGACCUCUGCCUGCUUUGACGACGUGGUCCACAGAGGAUGUCCCUACAAGCACUUCGGCUCCCUGGUGGGACUGCUGGGGUCUCUGACCAGCGACUGCCUGGCCACGUGCCGCCAGAGGGCAUGGGUCUGCCUUGGCUACCUUCUCCAAAUGCAAGCCAAGAGAAUGAAGGUGCCGCAGACAGAUGAGAUCUGGUGCCUUUGUGAGGAGCUGAACAGCCCGCACACCGAGACUUCGGCAGAGACCUGUACCGAAAUAACAAAGGCUGUUUGCAGAUGCAUCCCUGCAGCACAGGCUGUGGACUUUCUGACUGCCGUCCUGGGCAGCUUGCUGCAUGUCAUGCCCCCAUGUGCAAGAGCAGUGUGGAAGUGGGUGUUCGUCUUCCUGGUGGAAUGCAGAAAGGAAAUAGUCCAGGAGGUGCCAAAAAUCUUGGACACCCUUUACAGCUACAUGCAGCAGAGCACCCACAGGCCCUUCCUGCUCCAUGCAGUGUUUCUCCUCACCCGCUUUCACCAGGAGCCCGUAAUCAGCAGUCUCCUCCAGAAGAGUCUCUUCAUGGACAGUGACACGGUGGAGCUGUGGAGGAGCCUGGGGAGAAGCAUCCUUGGGAUUCGGAUCCUGAGGUGCUUAGCGGAGAAACUAAACAGAGCAGGAAACGACCGCCCGGGGACGGGCUCCUCCACUUGUGAGCGGCACGACCGUCAGACUGCUCUGGAGACUCUGACGAUCACCUGUGCCAUCUCCGAGGUGGUGCUUGCCCUGAGGAGCACGGAGGAGCUCAGGCAACUGCUUCCCCACCUCCUUCCCAGCCUCCUGAGGUGGGCCAGUGAAAUGCUGGGUGAGGAGAGGCUGCUUUUGCUCAUGAGCAGCUGGGGAGAACUGUUCCUCGAGUGCCAAAUGCACGUGGAGAAGCCGUGCAGGGUUUUCCUUUCAGCUCUAGAGUUGGUGCUGGGCAAAUGCAUGGCGCAGAAAUGGAUGCAGCUGCUCGUGAAUUGGGCAGUGUGGGCUCGCCUGGAAGACCCCCUGGCUCACCCUGAGGGGGUGUGUCUCCUGAGCAGGGUCCUGCUCCACGCUGGGCUCGUCUCCCCCUGUCUGGUGAAGAACCUCUUGCCGUGGCUGGAUUCCUGCUCAGUUAAACUGCGGGUGACAGCUACAGCUUUCUUUAGCAGCCGCCUGCGGCGCCUUCUAGAAGACCUGGAGAGGCAACAGAGUGCCCUGGAGAUGGAGAACCGCCUCCUGAAAAAGGAAGGCUCUCCAGAAGAGCGCCGCGCCAGGCUGAACGGGGCUGCAGACAAGGAGGCCAUCGUCCUGGCAGCUAUGAGAAAACAACUGGCGGAGCUGCGAGUGCUCAUAGCUCGAUACAGCUAUGAUGCUUUCAAUGGUCCCAACGAGCGGCCUGAACUAGAGCUUCCUCUAGUUGCUGGACGAUACAUGUACAUCUUUGGAGACGUGGGUGAAGAUGGUUGCUGCUUCGUGGCCCCUGCCAUUACCCUGUCCCUGUGCUGGCCCACCCCGCUGCCCCACACAGGGUCCCACGGCCCUGCUGCGCGGGCACAGCAUGCCUGGGACAGGAACUCUGUUGGAGAGAUCAUUGGUGGCUCAGUGCUGGACAUUGCGCGUGUGCUGCCCACCGCCCUGGGUUGGGAAGGGCGAGCUCAGCACAGGACUGUGCUGAGACACUUGGGCAAUCUCACGGGCGAAGGGAGGGAAGCACUUGACUAUGCAUGA